Messenger RNA from Plodia interpunctella (Indianmeal moth), 4014 nucleotides. RefSeq names its product alpha-(1,3)-fucosyltransferase C-like. The record is from RefSeq and is a predicted model, not a curated record. Gene Ontology annotation, cellular component: membrane. Gene Ontology annotation, molecular function: fucosyltransferase activity. The transcript is spliced from 4 exons. NCBI's taxonomy places the organism in Eukaryota, Metazoa, Arthropoda, Insecta, Lepidoptera, Pyralidae. The coding region runs from base 1197 to 2624 and encodes 475 amino acids.
AUAUAUAGAAAUUAGUUUCAAAAUGUAGUCGCUAUAAUAAUUCCGAUUAUUUUUUAUCAAAUUGUGUAUACCAUUUCAGGACCUGGAUCAAAAGAUCUAUUUGUAAAUCCAGUAGACGCAAAUAUGCUGAGAUGAAAAAUAAGUUCAUAUUGGCAACAAGCUUUGUGGAGAAAGGCCAUUUAAUUCAUUCCAUCUGAUUUUAAUUGUAGUUUAAUGUAAAAAAUAUAUGUUAUAUGUAUAUACGUAUCUAUUAGGUUAACAUAGUAUGGAAAUAUGUAGGACAGGGAUGGCUAAGCGAUACGAGCCACUGCCUACACUUAAUUUCAACGAUAUCAGCGUUAUCACAAUUUUUGAUAUGAGUGCGAUAAGAGUUUUAAGUACCUAUAGCUCAAUAACAUUAUUUAGUCACGACGAUUCGUCGCCCUGGAUGGUAGGGAAACCUGUAUUUUGACUGAAUCUUUAAAGAUUUAGUAUAAAUUUAUACGUAUGCUUCUCCUAGCACGUUCAACUUAUAGUUGAGUUGUGACCCGUUGUUACACGGGUAUCUUAUUCAUAGUCCUUCCUCAAGAAAUUAACUAUCCAUCAGUGAGAACCGCAACGAAAUCUCAUAAGAUUCAGGAGUUAAAGUUCACACAGAAAACAAUUCCAAAAGCUUAGAUCGACUUAUUUAUACACUUCAUAGUCUCUUUGUGGUGAUCGUUACAUACUUACUAAAUCUUUAGUAGUGAUGUAGUCUUCUGUUUCUACUGUACUUGAGACGGUUUUGUGGUUUUGUUACAAUAAAUUAUAAUUUGAGUGCUCAUUUUCCUUAUUUCGUCAUUUCUACAAUACAGAUUAGAUUAAUAGGUGUGUAUUCUGUCCAUUGAAGAAGAUAUGUUCCUUAUCAUAUAGAAUGUGUUGGGCAAAUUAAACUAGUCAAUUGCUGGAUUAUUGUCUGUACAAACACAAAAUAUGUACAAUAGUGUAGAAAUAACGUGGUUUUUUUUUUCUGUAACAAUAUCAGUGAUUUUUAAUUGGUCUGUUGCUUAAAUAUACUUUGGCUUGGUUGCAAAACACUAAAUAAAUGAGUUGAAUACAUUUACAUUCUACGGACAUGUAAGUAAAGACGAUAUGAGUAAUAGAAUUGGCCCAUUUAAUAGUGAAUUAUUAUUACACAAAAUAGACUUUUAUAAAGUUUAAUUAAUAUCAUCAUUAAAAUGCAAUUGUUGAAUCGAUCCGAUGGCUCGUACAAUAACAGCAACAGAAGACCAUAUUUUUGGAGCAAACUUUUAAUUUUUGUAUUUAUAUUAGCAAUAGUGUUUUAUAUGUAUCAUAGUCAAUCUUUAAUAGAGCGGAGCUAUAGUUGGAAGUGGCUUUCCGAUGAUGUCACCAAUGUGCAAAGACUUAGUGAUGGUUAUGUCGAAAAUGCGUAUGAAAAUAUUUUAAUAACAACUGGAAAUAAUAGUGUUAGUACGGAAAAUACUAAUAAAACAGUACCUGAUAAAAUUAAGGAUGAUCAAAUAACCAACCAUACUAAUGUAGAACCAUUAGAAACUGAUGUAAAUCAUCAAACAACAACAAAUCGUCAAGACGAUUUAAAGGUACGAACUAUUUUGCAGUGGUCAUCGGGAAGAAAUUCUCCAUUUUAUCACAUGGGAAAACAAAAUAAAAACUUCGUUAAAUUAUCAUGUCCCUUUGUUAACUGUUACGUGACAGACUACAAAAGGUAUUUCAAAAACAUUGCCGAAUUUGACGCCAUUAUAUUUAACGGGAAUUUUGUCAUAUACUAUGACAAAAAGGAUUUGCCUAAAUAUCGCUCCCAAAAUCAAAUAUACGUAUUUGGGGCGACAGAAUCUGCUCACAACAACCCAGUUUGUAAACCAGUUUUAGAUAACUUCUUCAAUUGGACCUAUACAUAUAGAUUAGAUUCAGAUGUUCGUUGGUCUUAUAUAGUCAUAUAUGACAUGAAUGGUACUGAGGUUGGUCCAAAAUCUGAAAUGAUUUGGCCUGAAAAAAUGGAUCCAAUAGACGAAGAAACUAAAUUGAUUCUAGACGGUAAAUCAAAAACUGCAGCCUGGUUUGUCUCACAUUGUGACACUUUAAGUAAGAGAGAAUAUUUUGCUAGAAGAAUAGAAAAAGAACUAAAGAAGUUAGAUACCAAUAUGUCAGUAGAUACAUACGGGGCGUGUGGAAAAUUUAACUGUCCGAGAAGUAAUGCAGAUAUGUGCUAUGGUCUGGUAAAAAGAGACUACCAUUUCUACUUCUCGUUUGAGAAUUCAUUUGCAGUCGACUACGUGACGGAGAAACUCUUAACAGCUUUGAACAACUUUGCUGUGCCUGUGGUAUUCGGUGGAGCAGAUUAUUCUAGGUAUCUCCCACCAGGCAGUUAUCUCAAUGCUCGGGAGCUGGGCCCGGAGAAUCUGGCAGUCACAAUGAAAGAGAUAAUCGAUAAUAGAACCCGUUAUCACGACUUCUUCCGAUGGCGGAAUCACUUCAAAUACAAACAGGGGGAGAAUGACACAGAAAUCUGCAACAUUUGCACGGCGCUUAAUGAUCCAAGGAAAGUCGGGACACCUAACUUGUAUGAAAAUUUCAGAGACUGGUGGUAUGAAAAAUGGGAAGAGCACAGCAAAUGUAGAAACUAGUAGUUCUAUCCAAUAUUAAUUCAUGUAGGUACCUUUUGGUCUUGACUUCUUUUGACUUACAACCAGAAUAGACCAGCUUACCUCUAGAGAUUUUCACUUUUGUAUGAGAUUUUACUUUACGCUCUUCAGUAAAAAAACAUAUAUAUAUAUAUAUAGACUGAGAUUGGACUUACACGUUAGGGCUAAAAAUCUAAUUUUAUUACAAUAACAACGAAGAAGAAGUAAGAAACAUACUCACAAACUUCGCCUUUAUAAUAUUAGUGGGAUUCAUUGUAAUAAAACCUGAGAUCAGUGUAAACAAUAAAACGCUCGAAAAGAUUAAUUAAUGAUAACGUUGACCGUAAAAUGUAAAAAAUCAAUUAUGGCAAGCCCUUCUGGCAUGACAGGGAUCAAUACUGUAUUAAUGAGUUUCUUUCGGCAUUUUUUCUCAGCAGUGGUCGUUCCGAAAUGUCAGUAAUUAGCUUUGUAAGAAAUUACUGAAUAAUGUAAAAUCUGUGAAAAGUGCCUGAUAAGGUCUAAUUUCUAAAAAAUCGACCGUUCAUCAGUUUGACAUUAAGUAAUUAUUUUUAGAAGAGUCCUUUAUGUAUGUAACUCCAUCAAAAUCCGUUGCGUGGUUUAAAAAGCUUAGCUUUAAAACAGACAAAGGAGAACUAUGACUUUGUUUUGAACUCUGUAGUGGAUAGUGAUAAAAUAUAUUAUGUAACUAGCCAUAACGACCUGAAAUGAAGAAGUAAUCAAAUAAAAUGUAGCUAUAAUUAAAAUUAAAGGAAAAAUUUGGCCCUUUUUGGCAAUGUGUCAUGCCAUACAUGAUUCGGUCUGGAUAAUGAUGGUGAUUAUAAGCGGUAACCAGAAUUAUUUGUAAAAGCGUAAUUAGAUUUUAAAGCACUGGUGAUGUAAUGAUUAAGGCCUUAAAACUGAAAGGUCCCAGGUUCGAAUCCUACUGUUGCCACGUGAAUUUGUAUACCAAUCCGACUUAUGUAUAGUAGUUUCAUAGACCACCACUUGCUUUCGGUGAAGGAAAACAUUGUGAGGGAACCAGAACUCUUAUCGAUAAUUUAUCAUUUAGUAUGUAAAAAGAAUAAGGCAAUGGCAAACCAUAUAUAAAUAUAGUCGUUAUACUGUGCUUCACGACCCUCAGCCGUGAGGAAUACGACUCAAGAAGAACGACCCACGAAAAUUAAACCAGAGUCAUUACUCAAACUCAUUUAUAAUAAGCAUUGUUGGUCUUUUAUCGUAAAAAAUACUUUCUACUUAAACUUUUAAGUAGAAAUUCUAAGUAUGUAGGUACCUACUUAGUUGAGGUACAGUUUUGAAAUUGUAAAAUAUGAACAAUGUCAUUUAAGUUUGUUGUUUUUUGUAUUAUUUGAUAAUAAAAUAGAGGUAUUGCUAA